AUGAAGGCUUUUAUCAACCGCUUCAUCUCCAAAGAGAGGGACAGAGACAAGGAUGGCUGCAAGGAGAAGAUACCCCACCUCCCGCCGCUCAUAGAAUGGCCUCCGCAGCGCGCGACUUCCACCCCCAGCUCCGUAGGUUCCUCCAAACCCCUCCCAGAUCUGUCCGUGCGUCCAUUGCCUCCGAUAGAGGAACCAUCGUCGACCGACUCGUCCUCUACACCAACGCCGAUCGCACCAAAUACACCGUUACCUUCCGCAGGACCGUCGCAAGAUGUAGCUCCUGAUUCAAGCAAGGAGCCAUCUGGUACCCCACUACCACGCUCAGAACACGACUCUGCAGGCCGUAGUUCACGCAAGACCACUAAUGCAAGCAUGAGCACGGCGACAGGCAACAGCACAGAUAUCCAGAAGAAAGUUGCAUUCCUCUCUCCACCCCCCACUCCUGGUCCCACGUCUGACCGCUCCCUUCCUGACGUGGAGGCGUCCACGUCCUCUGCUUCAGCUACUGCUCCAAUGAAGAGCACCGUGUCGCGUUUUCAAGCAAAUCAUGUCAAGGAGACACGAGGUUCAACAUCUACGGCUGCGUCCUCCAGGACCGAUGUUACUUCUACCCUAAAGGCGAACAAGCAAGCUUCGUUUGCACGUGCGACAACGUCUCCGUAUCCUCAAAAGAACCUCGGAGAUGGUGCGUCUAUUCACCAGUCGUUGCGUUCUGGGACGCCAUACUCUCAAAUGUCCAACACGAGCAGUAGAAUUCUUUCUGCAUCAUCGUGGAGCGAAGUCGCCGAGGAGGAUCUCGUGUCUAAUAUUGGGCAACGGGAACGUACACGACAAGAAGUACUCUGGGAGAUUGUAGCAAGCGAAGAGCGAUAUGUUACGGAACUGCUCAAGAUGAAAGAAACAUUCAUAGAACCGCUGCUUCAUCCUUAUUCUGCUCCCAUGCCCGUACUGUCACCGACUCCACUGGAUUACGAAGAUUAUUCCCAUUCAGAUACCCCCCGAGAAUCCCUAGAAAACCUUCCAAUCGCUUCGCGCUUUCUUUCACCUGUAGGAUUCCUGUCAGAUUCACCUGCGCCAUCGACGCCGAAGGACGAUGGUCACCCUAAUAUCGAUGGAGAGUCGAUGAACUCAGCAGAAGAGGACGAGGCCGAUGAUCGUAUGGGUGCAGCGUAUCACUCGUCUCGUCAAAUGAGCACAGCAGCAAAGCAUAGCCAUCCCCGUUCGCCGUACGGUACUUCAGCUAUGCGAUCGGGGGCUGGUAAGUUCGGAACAGCGGUACCAUUCCCUUCGCGUUCACAUCAGUCCUUACCUCCGCCCGUUCGGCCUAAUCCUCUGGCGUCAUCCACGCAAUCGCUGGGCAGACAGUCUUUCAUGACCGAGCGUGGGGGUGACGCCUCAAAGUCGACCACCACAGGAGGGUCGAACGUCCUACGGAAAUUCAAGAGGAGCAACGCAGCAGCUGCUGUAGUUAACCAUGCAGUACCUUCAGCGCAGCUUCCGGAGGACUUGCGGAUAUGCCUAGAAGUUAUUGAGGGUGGGAUUCUAGACGGGAAUUUGCGGCUUAGUGAUGGUUUGCGGAAGAGGUAUGACGAACAAUAUCCUCUUGUGCGCUCACUAGCGGACGUGUUUGUGUCUAAUUCUCAUAUCCUGCAUGGGUAUGCCACGUACGUCCUCCACUUGGAGCGGGCACUGGAGCAGGUAGACAAUGCCUUGUCUAACGCAAGCGCUAGUAAAAAGCCAAAAAAACAAGACGCUGACCAGUGGAUGAAAAUCUGUCAGGCGCUGCAGAGGCUAGAGGUGAUUGCUUCAGAGAAGGGCGAGACUGGUCUCGCAAUUUCGUUGUCGAAGCCCUUUCAGCGAUUACUCAAGUACCCGCUUCUCUUCCAAAACCUGUUGUUCCACACCGACCCCAGCACUUUCGAGUACGAGAGCACUCUGCAGAUGGUAGCGGAGGUAGAGACGAUCGUGAGGAGUAUCGAGGACGAGAAGAUCCAGAAGGAGGAGCGAGAUAAGACGAGAGAUGUCUUUGCUCGGAUUGAAGGAUUGGACAAAGUCAAACAGCUCAUGGUUCCGAAACCAUCGAGAGUGCUGUUGGAAGAACGGCCUGUCGUUGGCAUCAAUCCUCUCACUGACCCCACAGCUAAGCCAUCAGGUCCGCCCCCCGUUUCUCAGAACCCCAAGGCAGUUCGCGGUAAGACUUCGUUCAAACGGUUGAGCGACGUUCUGCAAUCGGGAAACAAUGGGAUUGGCGGAAAAAAAGACCUUUGGCUGGUAGUAUUCAACGACGUCGUGCUAAGAUGUCAGCGCACAGGCACGACAUCGUUGCCAUUGGUUGCGGCGACAAAUUCGCGCACCAACUCACUACCAGAGUUGCAGGGCAAGGCCAAAUACGCGACAACUGGUCGGCGGAGCGCGCAUACCAAACCUCGAAACAUGUACAAGUUCAUCAAGAUCGAGACAUGGGCUAUCGGAGAGGUAGUGCAGCCUCGAGAGGGAGUUGUGUCGAUGGAAGAUGUCGUUCGCUCACGACAACAGGUCCAUUCUGGUGUGCCACAGCCCAGGAUAGUCCCACUGCCAGACGAUGACGAGGAAGGCGGUGAAUCAGACGACUCGGACAGGAAGAGCAAGAUGAGCUUUUCUUAUUGGGGAGCAGACAAGGUUACUCUGCAGAAGCCUCUCGUCAAAGCAAGAGUACCGUCUGGGAAUGGAACUCGGCGAGGAGCAGGUGUUACUGCGACUUCGUACGGCCGAGAAUCGUCCGCGAAUGCCAAGUUUGGUACUCGAUUAGUCUCUGGAGAAUCUCCUAACACCGCUCGUCCUGCUAGUCGUCGUACACAAGCUACUCCAGUGAACCGGCGACAACCCCAUUCUGACGAAAACCAUUCCGUUAAGGCCACCGUCACUCGGGAGAGACCAGCUUGGGAUGGUAGCACGCGCUCGCCUAUCUCCACCACUCCGGUCCCCAAGCGCGCUCGCAACACUUCACAAACAAGUGCAGCGACUCGUACGAAUGUGCCUAACAAGCUGUCUUCCCCAGCACCAUCUGAGGAUUCCGGUGUUGGUUUCUACCGUCAAAUUGUCGCCCAAAACCCUUCGCUCAAUCGCCUGAAUCCCUAG
Sparassis crispa is the source of this 3117-nucleotide messenger RNA. RefSeq names its product Dbl domain-containing protein. The coding region runs from base 1 to 3117 and encodes 1038 amino acids. Gene Ontology annotation, biological process: positive regulation of Rho protein signal transduction. Lineage: Eukaryota; Fungi; Basidiomycota; Agaricomycetes; Polyporales; Sparassidaceae. The record is from RefSeq and is a predicted model, not a curated record. The transcript is spliced from 5 exons. Gene Ontology annotation, molecular function: guanyl-nucleotide exchange factor activity.